Molecule: messenger RNA, 570 nt
Organism: Rhizoctonia solani
Lineage: Eukaryota; Fungi; Basidiomycota; Agaricomycetes; Cantharellales; Ceratobasidiaceae
Product: cutinase
Exons: 3
Coding region: 1-570 (189 amino acids)
Molecular function (GO): hydrolase activity
Source: RefSeq, a predicted model, not a curated record
AUGGUUUUCCUUGCUGGCACCAACGAGGAAGGUCUCGGCCUCGCCGGUAAACCCUCUCCUCUUCUCUCGGUUCUGGUUUCACGACCUACUCCGUUCCUUACGACACCAGGGCCGAGUACAGCUCUACCAUUACCGCGGGUGCCACUCUCGUCGCCAACUACAUUUCUUCUCAAGCUGCCAAGUGCCCCAGUCAGGUCUUUGUUCUUGGAGGAUACUCCAAGGGUGCCAUGGUCAUUCACCGUAAGACUGUUCCCCUUAUUUUCUCCAACACUUGCUAAGAUCCUCGAAACAAAAAGGUACUUCGCUCCUUCCACUCUCAAGGCCAAGGUCAAGGCCAUCGUCGUCUUCGGAGACCCAUACCGCAGCUCGAGCAGCACCUGGCCCAUCAACUCCCCAGUCGUCGACUCGGCUCCUCGCGACGGAAGCACUGCGUCCCAGAACGUGGCGAGCUUCUGCAACUCGGGUGACUUGUUCUGUGACGGCGGAUUGAGCGUUCCUGCUCACCUUGCUUAUGGAACUGAUGGAAGCACCACUGUUGCUGCCACUUUCAUCAAGAACAAGGUCGCUUAA